UUCCGCCUUUUAAUCCAAGAGGAUUCAUAUUUAACCAGUUGAACAUUUAUGUGUAUUUGUAUGUUUUUAGGCAUCAGUUACCCACAAAAACGGACAGUUUUAUUUUCGUGCAGUGCCUCGUGGAAUCCUACACAGACGAAAUGAAUGUAAAGAAGGUGGUGAAGACGGUGCUUAGUGUGGAACAAGCAGAGGGAGUGGGUGCUCGGGUCCGUAGGAGCAUCGGUAGGAAAGAACUGAGGAACUUGGACCCUUUCCUGAUGUUGGAUGAGUUCAAAGUGAGCAAGCCUGCAGGUUUUCCAGACCAUCCUCACAGAGGAUUUGAGACGGUCACUUAUGUUUUAGAGGGAAUCACAGCCCACGAGGACUUCUGCGGUCAUUCUGGACGUCUGAAACCUGGAGAUUUACAAUGGAUGACAGCGGGGCAGGGGGUGGUCCAUGCUGAGAUGCCUGUGUCAGAGGAGCCAGUGGUGGGACUGCAGCUGUGGGUAAACCUCCGAAAACAAGAGAAGAUGGUUAAACCAGCAUACCAGGAGCUUAAAAGCUCAGAGAUCCCCAAACCCAGCCAGGGUGGAGUUACAGUCGCUGUGAUUUCUGGAGAAGCCUUGGGAGCCAAGUCGAAGGUCUACACAAGAACACCAACCUUGUACUUGGACUUCAAACUGCAAACUGGGGCCAUACAUGUGCAGCCAGUCCCAUCUGGAUGGACUUCUUUCAUUUAUACCCUCUCUGGAACUAUUCAUGUUGGCCCAGGGGAGGAUCUGCAGCAGGUGGAGCCCCAUCACACCGUGGUUUUUGGAGAUGGUGAUUGUGUCAGGUUUGAAAACAAGGGUUCUGAGAUUUCUCAUUUUGUGCUGAUUGCUGGAGAGCCGAUCAACGAGCCUGUGGUACAACAAGGUCCAUUUGUGAUGACCACUGAAGAGGAGAUCAAACAGACUAUCUUGGACUUCCAGAAUGGAAGAAAUGGCUUUGAAAGAGCCAAAAACUGGAGGUCCAAAAUCAGAGAUUCUACCUAAGCAGAGCAACUUUAUCUCAGGUUUCUAUUUUGGUGCAACAAAAAAAAUGUUAUUAUGAAUUAGAGCAAAUGGGGUAAACUUGAAUCAGCAAUAUUUAUAAUUAGUUUUCUCAGAUAUUUUACUUAUGCUGUUUGAAGUAAUAGAGCUAUUUGAAAAUAUGCUAAUGUUGACUUAAUUAGGUAAAAAUAACAUAAGGUAUGAUUAAUUUGUCUUUUUAUAUUUGUUGAAAUAAGCUGUUGGGUUCUUGUUUUUAUAUUUUUCGUAUAUUAUGACUUGCUCAAUCCAUUCUUUACUUUUCUGUUUUCACGGCCUUAAGCCUUAAAUCUUCAAAUAAUGUCACAAUUAUCUGUCCUGUUACUGUAGAUAACAUUAUCGACAUACAUUGUUUCCUACUGCUGUGUUCGGAUUCUUUUACAAAAAAAAAAGGGUUUAGAAUUUUGGUGGGAAAGUUUAUUCAGCUAAAUAACCAAACAACACUAUGGAGGAGUAAUCUGUUCUCGAAUCAGCACUUUAUAAAUGUAGUUUUUCAGAUUUGUGGAAAUAUGAUUUAAAGGAAAAGUCCGGUCAGCAAGGAAUAAUCAAUAGAUCAUUAUCUAUACCUGAAACUAAUAUGUUCAGUCAUUUAAUGAAUUUAGCAUUACCGUAAUCAGGAAAAACAAAUUCUCCCCACUUUAAAAGCCAAAUCAAUGGGAACUACUUGACACAUCUGCAAUCAACAACAAUUAUUCAAGAUUUCGAGAGCACUUCAAAAUGUAAAUUGGCAAGAGCUAUAGUUAAACUGACAAUGCCCACGUGCACAGCAGUUGGAUGUUGUAAUACAUUGGGUAAAAUUGAAAAAAAAAAUUAAUUAUUUUACCUUUCUGAUUCAUGAUCGACGGGUUGGAUUGCCAACUUGAAGAGGAUUUGCCAUCAAACCUCUAGCCAGAGAAAAAAAAACACUCAAUAUGUAGCAAACAUUUUAAGAAUAGUGUUUUCAAGAUGACUCAGUUAAAAGUGGGUUGUGAAAUAACACCAGAUACAGCACUGGGACUUGCUCAACAGCCGAUACCAUACCGUGACGACCGGUAGGUGGCAGUAGUGUUCUUUGACAAACAUGAAUGUCUCCGGUAAGGCACAUUCAAAUUGAAAUUGCUCUUAAUUAAAACACUUAUUUUUUGAACAGUAUGUCAUAAUUUCAUAUUUAAAGUACUUUCAGAAUUUUGAAUUCUGAAUCUGACCGGACUUUUCUUUUAAAUGUGUUUAACAUGAUUGUGGAAAAGAUGGCGUAAAUUGAGCAAAUGAAAAAGCACCAGUUCUGGUUGCGCUGCUAAUUAAAGCAUGCCUCACUGAUGAAGAGCGCUUUAAUAGCUGGUAUUCUCUGGAAACAUUGUGUAGUGUUUUUUUUUAUUAGUUUAUUCUUACUGUUACCAAAUAAACUGCAAAGGGAAAUUUCCCUGCAGACACCUGUUUUUAGAUAUUUCACAGCAUUGUGAAAAACACAUUUUUAAUAAACACUUUGUUUGCUCUCCAUUAUUUAAAUGGCCAUUACAUGUUUACUACUACUCUAUCUGUAUACCACCUUCUCUUUAAGCAGAUGUGUCUUAACUAAUCCUUAAAAGUAAAAAUACUUUAUUAAAUGUUUGAAUGUGUUGCAUCAUCAAUUU
Cyprinodon variegatus (sheepshead minnow) is the source of this 2656-nucleotide messenger RNA. RefSeq names its product pirin (gene pir). The coding region runs from base 141 to 1013 and encodes 290 amino acids. Gene Ontology annotation, molecular function: quercetin 2,3-dioxygenase activity. Gene Ontology annotation, cellular component: nucleus. The record is from RefSeq and is a predicted model, not a curated record. Gene Ontology annotation, biological process: monocyte differentiation. The transcript has 10 exons. Lineage: Eukaryota; Metazoa; Chordata; Actinopteri; Cyprinodontiformes; Cyprinodontidae.